Molecule: messenger RNA, 728 nt
Organism: Notodromas monacha
Lineage: Eukaryota; Metazoa; Arthropoda; Ostracoda; Podocopida; Cyprididae
Source: the annotation of a GenBank genome assembly
AAGAUAUUUGUAACUAACUUAACCUAACCUAACUUUACUUAACCACCUCCCAAAAUCAGUUUGUGGUCCGUUAAGGUUCUCUCCCCAUGUUACGGGGGUUCUCGCCAACGAAAAUUUCUUAACAACGAAUUUUCUUUUCUGGUCCACUUGAAUUUUGUUGUAGGGAGAGCGAGUCCACCUGUAGUAUGUGCUUGUUGGAGUUUCUCCGCUCGAAACUCGGGUGGGACGGAGGUCGGGCGGAGGCGAAAGCGACGCCGGUGGCGGUGCGGCACUCGUCCCGCCGGCAGAUCCGACCCUCAGAUUCGUCUCCCAAGGACGCCAAGUCUGCGGAGAUCGUGAUUGAUUACCCGCCGGUGGAUUACACCGACGCGACGGAUGACGACGAAAAGACGCCCGAGUCGCCGGCCCCGGUGCACCAGCGGCGUCCGAGUGCCAGGGCCUCUGCCAGGUCUCGCGUCAGUGCCAAGCCCGUGCCGUUUGAUACGAAUCGAGUGCCCGUCAUUGAAAACAGUCACGCUAAUGUUCUUCGCUGGCUUCUGACGGAGUCCAAGGAGUCGGGUAAUGAACGCAACGAACUGGCAGACUCAGUGGAAGAGGAGCGAGUGAGGAAUGAAGCACUUGCCUUGCACUACGCUGCAUCCAGGGGAUGUGUGGACUGCGUCAAGCUUUUGCUGGAAACCGGGCACGAAUUCAGUUUUAGAGUAACGGAAAUGGGUUGCGCGUCUUAG